AUGAUAGCUUCGCGAAGCACACAAAAAAUAACUGAUAAAGUUAUACCAAAAAAUGAACUUCUUGAACAUGUUGAUAUUAAAGAUUACUACGGACAAAAUUUGAAAUUUCAUACCAUAUCAUUUGAUUAUAUGAAAAAUUUAGAUCCAAAUUUAACUAAAAUAAUCAAAUUACCUGCUACCCAACAUGGAUUAAUCUCGGCAAUCAUCCAUGCUUAUACUUUUCACCAGCACCUUCGAAUCUCACCAGACGACAUAUGGUUAACAGUUGCGCAAGGUGUUAGUAAGCAUAUUUGGAUUAAUAAAGAACGUUUUCGUCACUUGUUUGUCGACCAUGAAGGACAAAAGAAAAUCGAGAUUGAUGCACGUACUUUUUUAUUUUAUAAUUAUGAAAUUAUUUAUGGAGAUUGGCUACGAGCGAUUGAACAACUUUCUGAUAAUGUUGAAAGACAAGUUAAAAUAUCAGGUUUGAAACAACUCCUUGAAUGUGAUUUCUCAACAUCAACUAAUGCGUCUACUACUGCAAGUAAGGUUGUCCUGCUAGAUUCGAUGAAGGGUUAUUUUGUCUACAGACUUCGUGGCGGAUGUGGCAUUCCGAAGGUUACUCUUGAAGGUACAUUAGUAGAUUGGCUUCAUCUUCAAGAGAAGGUCGGAAAACUCCGUAAUUUGGGAUUGGAACUCGAUUUCUGGUUAGAUAGGUUGGAACCAGUCAUUGCACAAUUCACUGAGACAUAUAAAGGAAACGUUGGCGAACGUUAUUGGAGCAUGAUUGUUUCUCAGGUUCCCUUCGGUUCUUUCAAAACAACUGAUACAUGGUCAGGAUGGAUAAGUUCUUUACUUCCAUAUGACUCGAAAAAUUCUAAGAUUACAAAAAAUAUGAUUACUGGCGAUGAUGUUCCUUCUGGAUUGGUAUCCGUUCCAGUCGAAUUUAAACUUGAAGGACAAAAAUCACAUUUUGAUUUGAAUUGUGUUGCAGGGUUUUUGGGUGCCAGACAGGAUAUAAUUGAUGGAGAAUAUAUUGUUUCACCUGUUAUUGUCACGUAG
Molecule: messenger RNA, 1041 nt
Organism: Cetraspora pellucida
Lineage: Eukaryota; Fungi; Glomeromycota; Glomeromycetes; Diversisporales; Gigasporaceae
Source: the annotation of a GenBank genome assembly